Chelonus insularis is the source of this 1937-nucleotide messenger RNA. RefSeq names its product vesicular glutamate transporter 2.2-like. The record is from RefSeq and is a predicted model, not a curated record. NCBI's taxonomy places the organism in Eukaryota, Metazoa, Arthropoda, Insecta, Hymenoptera, Braconidae. Bases 334 to 1818 code for a protein of 494 amino acids. Gene Ontology annotation, molecular function: transmembrane transporter activity. Gene Ontology annotation, biological process: transmembrane transport; monoatomic anion transport. Gene Ontology annotation, cellular component: membrane. The transcript is spliced from 9 exons.
ACAUCUAAAACUUAAUUUAAACUUAAUAAUGAACUAUCAGCACUAAAUACAUCUUCAAACAACGAGGAAUAAUAGAGAAGGAGGAGAAACGAAAAGUAACUAACUAUUUAAGUGUUGAUAUAAAGAUUUUAUAAGUCCUUGGGCCCGGAGUGCAAGAUCGAAAAGAGCUCAAGCAGGAUAUACCGUGCACCUAUCAAUUUUAUCAAAUUGUUGUUGCUGAGAAACUCGUCAAUGAAGGAACUCUUGAUUUAUAACUGUUGGAUAGCUCUUUACGUGCAUCACAAAAAUAUUAUUAUAGUUCGAGCUGAAUCAUAAUAGUGAUUGAUUACAAUAAUGAAAGAAGAAAAUGUUGAUGAUAAAAAACAUUCAAUCCAUCUUGAGAGCAUGCAAAAACAAAAUUCAAACAAAAUUUUAAAAGACUAUAAAGUGGGAUGGAAGUUUUGGAAAAAACGAAGAUAUGUUGUUGCCUUGUUAUCUUUCUUGGGUUUUUUUUCUUCUUAUAUUCUUCGAGUGAAUUUAAGCAUAGCCAUUGUAAACAUGACUAAUGGCACAGCUGAGAAAGAAGCAGAGUUUGACUGGGACUCGAAACUUCAAGGAGUGGUUUUAAGUUCUUUUUUCUAUGGAUUUGUCAGUACACAACUUCUUAGUGGAUGGUUAAGUGCUCGUGUUGGAGGAAAAAGAGUGUUUGCUGUUGGAAUUGCUGUAACAGCUGUUUUUACAAUUAUUACUCCACCCUUAGUAAGAUUAAGUGUCUAUGCCUUUAUAUUAAUACGAAUCGUUGAAGGAAUCUUUGAGGGCAUAACAGUUCCAAGUAUCCAUGCAAUUUGGGCAAACUGGGCUCCACCUCUUGAAAGAUCUAAGCUUGCAAGCAUAUCAUUUGCAGGUAUUUAUGUCGGUACAGUAUUUGCUAUGCCUACUUGUGGAAUGAUGGCAGAACGACUUGGAUGGUCAUCUGUUUUUUAUUUCUGUGGUACUGUUGGAUUAUCAUGGUGCUUCUUGUGGUGCUAUUUUGUGACUGAUAGACCUGAAGAUGAUCGUAGAAUUUCUACUGCUGAACUUGAGUACAUUCAACAGCAUCUUGGUUUAAAUAAACAAAAAGUCAUUACUCAUCCUUGGAAAGAGAUUUUUACUUCUGCAUCAGUUUGGGCAAUCGUAGCAGCUCACUUCAGUGAAAAUUGGGGAUUUUACACAAUGCUCACUCAAUUGCCGAAAUUCAUUAAUGAUGUAUUAAACUUUCAAUUGGAGAAAACUGGAUUCUUUUCAGCUAUCCCUUAUCUUGCAAUGGCUAUAAUAUUACCAACAUUUGGCUUUCUAGCUGAUUAUCUUCGAUCGAAGAAAAUUUUAACUACUACUCAAGUGCGGAAACUUUGCACUUGUGUAGCUUUUCUGAUCCAAACAGUAUUUAUGAUUUGUGCUGCAUUUACUGAAACAGCUUUUGCUGCUAUCACUUGUCUUACUUUAGCUGUUGGCAUUGGUGGUGUGGCUGGAGCAGGCUUCAGUGUAAAUCACUUAGAUAUAGCACCUCGACAUGCAAGUGUUCUCUUUGGAAUAAGUAAUACUUUUGGAACUCUUCCAGGUAUUUUAAGUCCAAUUAUAACGGGUUAUAUAGUUCAGAAUGGAACAGCCGCUGAAUGGAGAAUUGUUCUAAUAAUUGCAGGAGUUGUGUAUAUUUUUGGUGCGCUUGUUUAUGGUCUUCUUGCAUCAGGGGAAAAACAAAAAUGGGCAGACUAUACAACGAAUAAAAGUCUGCAUGCUCACUCCAACCUUGCAUUCGAUGUUGAUAUUAUUCAUGAACGUUAUAAAGCAUUAAAUGUAUAAAUGAAAUUAAAUUAUUUUUUUACCGUAUUUUAUUCUUAAAUAGUCAACAUGCAGUAAAACAAUUAUUUAAAUCAACAGUCAUAUAGUUUUGAAUAUACAUAGUAUGGAUUCUAGUUAUA